Molecule: messenger RNA, 1474 nt
Organism: Vitrella brassicaformis
Lineage: Eukaryota; Vitrellaceae
Source: the annotation of a GenBank genome assembly
CUCACCGCCGCGCGAAGACAUCUCGCCAUCGCUUGUCAGUGUCGCUCUUCUCGUCCCCACGCGCAGCGCAAGCUCAGGUUUUGCGCAGAUCCGCCUUGAAAGCACGUCUGCAUAGGGAGAUGGGUUCUUUGAUUGCGCCACAGCCUCCCGGAGAGAUCCUCUGGAUGCGUUGGAGUAAUGACGCGUCCGCGGUUUUUGGCUUCACGUACCCGAAAGGGACACUCCUUGAGUUCAAGCAGAUGCUCAUGACUCACUACUGUCGCCACGCUGUGCGUACGGAUCUGUGAGCACACAGCACACGGACAGCCACACGGAUGAAUCUAUUGUGCCCGUCUGUCUGUCUGCCUGCCUGCCUGCCUGCCCUCAUGGAUGGGCGGCCACAUGUAGGGCUAUCGGACGGCGAGUGACAUCGUAUUGGUGGGGUACGGCUGUGCUGACGAUGGAAGACCAGCGGCAGAAGUGUUUGGCGACAGAGGCCUGGUGAAGACGGACCCCAUCGUCAUACGAGGGGGACCUCGUCCGCUCCACGCCGCCACAAACAGUGGUGAGGGAGCUUCAUGUGCCAUAGUGCCAUACACACGACUGGCUGCCCUGCCCACACUUUUGUACACGCGGAUUGGAUUGGAUUGGUUGUGCAGGUGUGUUGCCGGCUCGCCUAUCACAGCCAAGUGAACACACGGCGAUGCACAUGGUGCCUGAGGACAAGCGACAAACGGCACAAACCCAAGCUCGGGCACCUUGCACUUGCAUGGCCAUGGGCGCGCCGGUGCCAUAUGGCCACACGGCAAACACAGGUGAGGGAGGCUCAGCAGACGGCUGCACUUUUACUUCUCUUUAAGAGUCUCUGGGGGUAUGCUUCUGCAGGUCCGGUGCGCGCUGGCUGACAGGCUGACAUGGAUGGACAUGCCGACCUUUGCUGCCUGGAGUACUUGCCUCAUAUGUGCCAUAUACCUGGCACACCGGUACAGCCUGACUGACACAUUCUGACUGUUUGUCUGUCUGUCGCCACCUUCGAUUCACUAAUUCUGUUUGUCCGUCUGUCUCUCGGCACAAACAGAAUUAGUGAAUCAGUCAGUGGUGGCGACAGACUUACAGUGAGUGCAUGGUGUGGUGUGCCUUUGCUGAUCUGUUUGUUGUUUAUUUGUCAUGUUAGUUUAGUUUAUGGCGUUGAUUGAUGCGUGGCGUGAUUGAUGGUGCGUGUCCAAAGGCAGGUCGGUGUGUGGGCGAUGGAUGGAUGGAUGGAUGCUCCGUUUGUGGUCAAGUCAAGAGGAUGCGACGACGCAAUUCAUCCUUUCGCAACUUGUGUUCGUGCUAGGUGUUUGUUUGUAUGAAAAGAUGCGGCUAGUGAGUGCAUCCAUCGUUGUGGGGUGACUGUGCGUGUCGGCUGUAUGCCUGUCUAGUCUAGGUCGAUCUGCGUGUGCAUGAUCGACAGACAGACAAGAAGAUUGGACAGAAGAUAUAUGCGAAAGGGUAC